UAAAAGCGCCCUUCUCAGAUUUGUUUUUAGCUUAGCUGGGACACACGAGUGGAGUUGUAACCGAGGGAAAACAGGUUUAAGCUUAUUUUGUGUCUUUAAACAUUUCCUCAGCCGUGUUGCACCUCCCAGUCACUCCCGAGUUGACUCGCUGCCAUGCCAGUGCACCGGGACCGGGAGAAGAAGGAGAGCACAGCGGAGGAGAUGGAUGUGGAGGAGCACGACCAAGAGGCGUCCAGCUCAGAGGAGGAGGAUUCUGACACCUCCUCUGUCUCCGAGGAUGGAGACAGCUCUGAAAUGGACGAGGAGGACUGUGAGAGGAGGAGGAUGGAGUGUCUCGAUGAAAUGACCAACCUGGAGAAACAGUUCACGGAUCUCAAAGACCAGUUGUAUCACGAGCGUCUCAGUCAGGUGAACAGCAAGUUGGGAGAGGUGGAGGCUGGCCGGGCGGCGGAAUAUCUGGAGCCUCUGGCUGUGCUGCUGGAGAACAUGCAGGUCCGCACCAAGGUGGCAGGUAUCUACAGAGAGCUGUGUCUAGAGUCAGUGAAGAACAAGUAUGAGUGUGAGAUCCAGGCAGCAUGCCAGCACUGGGAGAGUGAGAAGCUGCUGCUGUUGGAUACAGUACAGAGUGAACUGGAGGAGAAAAUUAGAAGACUGGAGGAGGACCGACACAGCAUAGAUAUAACAUCAGAGUUGUGGAAUGAUGAGUUAUCGGGAAGAAAGAAGAGGAGAGAUGCUUUAAGUCCGGAUAAGAAGAGGAGACGACCUUCAGUGGUGUCUGGCCCAUAUAUCGUUUACAUGCUACCCGACUUGGACAUCCUGGAGGACUGGACAGCCAUCAGAAAGGCCGUGGCUACGCUGGGUCCCCACAGAGGCAAAGCCGACUCUGACAGCCCCGUGUUCCCGUUCAGACAAGACAGAAGCAGGCCCAUUCUCAACUGCUGAGGAACACACACACACAGUCACACAAUACAGAGCGCACACAAGGACCGCAGACACACACACACACACACACACACACACACACACACACACACACACACACACACACACACACAAUGAAUGCAAAAAUAAACAUAAACAUGACACAAAAGGCGCCAUUCACUUCUGCAAGCUGGACAUUUCAAGUCAAUCCACUACACCUCUCCGCUAACGGCAACACCAGUCGGUAAGCUGCCUGUCGUGGCGACACACCAUAAGGACUCAGGGGUUUAAAUCUGACUUUGAUUGCAGCAAUGUCAGCAGGCUUUCCAGCUGAACUCUUCUUUUUCUGUUUUUUUUUUUUUUUUGUACAAUGUAGUCAACACCCAAAGUACACUGUCGGCUAGAACGACGUCAUUUGACUACUUGUAUCUUUUUUUGGGAUGUAUUUUACAAUUAGCAAGCUCCGUUAUUUGACAUAGACACCAUUUAACAAACACAAAACCAAUCACAUGGAGGGGUUAGCAGAACUGUAUUCACCAGCUGUCCAAGUUUUGCAAAACACUUAAAUAUUACGUUUAAUUCGGGAAAGCUGGAGCUUUUUGGAAGGUUUUGUUUCAUGGAGCAUUCAAAACCAGGAAGUUACAAUCUGUACACUAUCGGUGACGACGUCCAGGAGAAGGUUUUUUUUUUUCCACUGGCCCCAUCUUAUUGUGUGUUAUUGUAAGCAUUGAUAUUUUUAUUCUUAAAUCUAGAGCGUUAUUGACGAAGCUUCCGAUGACAUUGGGAUA
This is a messenger RNA of Anoplopoma fimbria (sablefish), 1709 nucleotides long. RefSeq names its product BRMS1 like transcriptional repressor a (gene brms1la). Lineage: Eukaryota; Metazoa; Chordata; Actinopteri; Perciformes; Anoplopomatidae. The record is from RefSeq and is a predicted model, not a curated record. Gene Ontology annotation, cellular component: Sin3-type complex. Gene Ontology annotation, molecular function: histone deacetylase binding. The coding region runs from base 154 to 942 and encodes 262 amino acids. Gene Ontology annotation, biological process: negative regulation of transcription by RNA polymerase II. The transcript has 9 exons.